Messenger RNA from Varanus komodoensis (Komodo dragon), 1143 nucleotides. RefSeq names its product family with sequence similarity 181 member B (gene FAM181B). Bases 1 to 1143 code for a protein of 380 amino acids. The record is from RefSeq and is a predicted model, not a curated record. The transcript has 3 exons. NCBI's taxonomy places the organism in Eukaryota, Metazoa, Chordata, Lepidosauria, Squamata, Varanidae.
AUGGCCGUCCAAGCCGCCACGCUGCACUCGCACCAUUUCAUUCCCCUUUGCUUUCCGGCGGCGUCGGGGCUGGGGGACUUCGCCGAGCUGGAGAAAGGCUACGAAGACGGCGGCGCGCCCCUUCUGCUCGCCGGCGCCGCUGCGGGAGGAGGCGAGAGCGGCGACGGCGGGGAGUUCAGGGAAGCCACCCGCGACCUGCUCAGCUUCAUCGACUCGGCGUCCAGCAACAUCAAGCUGGCGCUGGACAAGCCGGGCAAGUCCAGGCGGAAAGUCAACCACCGGAAAUACCUGCAGAAGCAGAUCAAGCGCUGCACAGGCAUGAUUGCGGGCGGCGGGGGAGGCGGCCCUCCGACGGCCGCCGCCGCCGGAAGCCAGGAGGCUAGCGCCGCGGUUGCGAAUACCGGCAGUGCCAUCAGCAGCCCUCCUCCCAAGCGGACUUCGGCCGCCGCCGCCGCGACGGCGCCCGCCAACGCCUCGGCCUCCGCGCCGCCGCCUAGUGGCGGCGCGGCGCACUGCAGGCCGCCCGCCAAGCGCGAGGCCAGCGCGCUGCAGAGCAAGAGCCUGGCGGCGCUCUUCGACUCCUUGCCCGCCGCCCGCAUGCAGCCCUGCGGCGGCGGAUCGGGGCCGCCCAGGCCCGCCGCCCCGCCGCCGGCGGGCGGCCCGGGGCCCUCGGCCGUCGCGGGCGGCAAGAAGGUGCCGCUGCGGAACCGCAACCUGCCGCUCUCCUUCUUCACCGAGCCCUCGGCCUCCAGCCGCGGGCCCGGGCCGGCGGAGGAGCUCUUCGACCUGCUGGCCGCGCCCGACUACGGCAGCCUGCUCCCCCCGGACCCGCCGCAGCCGCCGGUGUUCCCGAGCGGGCGGCUGCAAGCGUCGGAUCUGGGCCUGGAGCCGGCCCUCUUCGAGCCGCUGCACGCGCUGCCGCCCCUGCUGUACCCCGACAGCCCCCUGCGCCCCCUCCCGGCCGCCCUGUACGCCGCCCCCUCGGACCCGGCCGCGGAGAGCAGCCCCGGGGCGCCGGCGCACCUGCCGGCGACGGCCGCCUUCGCCCCGUUCUUUGCCGAUUGCCCGCUCCCGCCGCCGCCGGCGAUGCCCUACGAGUACGGCCCGGGCUACAGCCGGGGGGGCCCGUACCCCAGCCUCUAG